Acipenser ruthenus (sterlet) is the source of this 2070-nucleotide messenger RNA. RefSeq names its product gastrula zinc finger protein XlCGF7.1-like. Gene Ontology annotation, biological process: regulation of transcription by RNA polymerase II. Gene Ontology annotation, molecular function: RNA polymerase II cis-regulatory region sequence-specific DNA binding; DNA-binding transcription factor activity. The transcript is spliced from 3 exons. The coding region runs from base 536 to 1528 and encodes 330 amino acids. NCBI's taxonomy places the organism in Eukaryota, Metazoa, Chordata, Actinopteri, Acipenseriformes, Acipenseridae. The record is from RefSeq and is a predicted model, not a curated record.
UCAUUACAGCGCCCAGGUUUAAAGCGAGGAGACCGAUUCCAUGCUGCUUUGCUGCGGAAUGCAAACUUGUCAUGUGACCGAGUCAGAAGCGCUUCCGUGACGUACAGUUAAGGAUACGUCGUCUUUCAAAGAGAACAAAAUCAACAACAAACGCCAGAAGCAUACAAACAAGAAACACACUGCUUAAAUGUACAGGCGGACAAGGCGUCGACCAUAAAAAACACAGCUACUAAACAGAAUCCCGUGUGCUGCCAUGGACAGUGUGGAGAUGGAAUCUGUCCAGAUUAAAGAGGAGUUCCCUGAACUUGAACCUGUCCCCAUUAGAGUGGAGUUCUCUGGGCUGGCUUCCCUCCCCAUUAAACAGGAGCUCUGUGAGAUGCAAUGUGACAGCAGCCAGCCAGAGGUCUCUGAGAUUAAAGCUGAGCACAAUGAAUUGGAGAUCCCCCAGACAGAAUAACCCCUUCCUGUGAAACAAGAAGAGGUGCUGGAAACUGACUGUAUUAAACAGGAGCCCCCUGAAGUAGAGUUUGACCACAUGGAACCAGUGAAGGAAGAAUCCGAGGACUUCAAACCAAACAUCCCUGAGCUGGAGCCUGUACGCCUGCGGGAGUGUAGCGUGGUGCUGGAGAGAAUCUGCGUGAGAGAGCAAGGCGCUGGAGAGGAAGGCUCUCCCAACAGCACGCAAGGAGGUGGAAAGGAAGACGGGCGCUCCCAUUCAGAAUGCAGUCUAGCAGGUUCCAGUCCAGCAGCUAAAGCGAGGGCGGGCGGUGGAGAAGAUCCUGACUGUGGGAAAGGUUUCACCCAGUUUGGGAAUUUUAAAGCACAUCAGCGAACUCACACAGGAAAGAAACGGUAUCGCUGCUCUGCCUGUGGGAAGAGUUUCCGUCUUAAACAAGACCUUCAAAAACACCAGCGAAUUCACACAAGAGAGAAACCGUACCACUGCUCUGACUGUGGAAAGAGUUUCAGUCUGUCAAACAACCUCAAGCAACACCAGCGAACUCACACAGGAGAGAAACCAUAUUGCUGCUCUGACUGUGGGACGAGUUUCAGUCGGUCAGACAGCCUUGUUUCACACCAGCGUAUUCACACAGGUGAGAAACCGUAUCACUGCUCUGACUGUGGAAAGAGUUUCAGUCUGUCAAACAACCUUAAAAAACAUCAGCGAACUCAUACAGGAGAGAAACCAUAUCGCUGCUCUUACUGUGGGAAGAGUUUCAGUCAGUGUAUCCACCUUGUUUCACACCAGCGAACUCACACAGGAGAGAAACCGUAUCGCUGCUCUGACUGUGGAAAGAGUUUCAAUAACUCAGGAUACCUGACAAAACACCAGAGAAUUCACACAGGAGAGAAACCAUAUUACUGCUCUGACUGUGGGAAGAGUUUCAGUCGGUCAGGACACCUUGUUUCACACCAGCGAACUCACACAGGAGGGAAACCAUAUCGCUGCUAUGACUGUGGGAAGAGUUUCCGUCUUAAACAAGACCUUCAGAAACACCAGCAAAUUCACAGAGGAGAGAAACCUUAAAGAUUAUGUUCAAUGGGACUUUUCACUCAUGAGGAAAAAACCUUGUAUUAUGAAUCCCUGUGUAAUUACUGUUUUGUGUAUCACUCUUAAGAGCAUGCAUUUUAAAUGGUACAAAUGCUCUUCAGCUCUCUUGCACUCUGAUUGUGUCAGAAUGCGGGCGGAGACGCGGACACAUCACAAGAGGCUUCUCUGCUGUCAGUUUAACUCAGGCUGUCAAUGCAGUCAGGAGCGGGAAUAUGCAGAAAGGAAACUAUUCUGCACCUCAUCUGAUGGACGAGUCAGGAGAAAUUGAUAACUCAGUGUUGGGAAUGAGUUUCAGGGUUUAGCAUUUAAACUGCAUAGACUUGAAAAUAAAUACAUUGAUGGGAACGAGUAUCCCGACCCCGGUAUGUAGCAUCCCAGAGACAAGACUGCACCGUCCUUACUGGACAACCGCCUGGAGGGUUUGUCUUGUAAAUUCAUCACGAUUCUAAAAUGGAAAAUGAUAGUGUCCCAUGUAUUGGUGUUGCGAUAUGACAAUAAAAAGAUAAUCGCGAUUUAAA